Molecule: messenger RNA, 2255 nt
Organism: Mizuhopecten yessoensis (Yesso scallop)
Lineage: Eukaryota; Metazoa; Mollusca; Bivalvia; Pectinida; Pectinidae
Product: TNF receptor-associated factor 5-like
Exons: 5
Coding region: 162-998 (278 amino acids)
Biological process (GO): regulation of canonical NF-kappaB signal transduction; positive regulation of JNK cascade
Cellular component (GO): plasma membrane signaling receptor complex
Molecular function (GO): protein binding
Source: RefSeq, a predicted model, not a curated record
CCAACUGCUAUCAGUCAAUCAGAUGCGGUGUUGUGAAAUAUUGCGAUGAGGAAUAUACAUAACCAAAUAAGCAUUGAAGGUCAUAAUUACAGGCAUUCUGUGUUACAAGGGUCUUUAUCGAGUUAAGUCAAUUUCAAUCACCAUCAGCUAUCGUUAUCAGGAUGUGUUGUUAUAUCGUAUAUACGAAGGCAAAGACACCUUGUACAGUACAUCAGAAUGACUGCCAUAUCAGGACCAGUACGACUUCCACUGAAUCGCAGGCAUCAGACGUUGAAGUCCGGACAGAUUUGCAAAAUAGCUCAUGUUUUCAGGAGGACAAGCUGUCGAAUGAUGUGAAGAAAAUCAAGAAUAAUUGUACACGCUGCAUACUGACAGUGGCUCGCAAUGGAGAAAAUGCAAUUGCGAAACAACGUAGAACAGAGGAGCAGCUUCAGCAGCACGCACUGGCUUUAUCUAAAGUACAAGAAGAACACAAUACGACAAGGACGACCGUCAGACAGAUAGAGGAAUACAAUCGUAGACAACAGAGAGUUGUUUGGCCUGCAUAUCAUCCGGCGGAAGCCAAAAUUGGCCUUCUGUGGAAAAUCAAGGACUACCGACAGAAGAAGGAAAGGAACGAAUGCGAAACCAGCCACUCGUUUCUAUCUUCACGAUAUGGCUAUACAAUGUGUGUACAGAUUUACUUCAAUGGGAAUGGGAGUGGAAAAGGGUUUCAUUUAUCUAUUUUCUUUGCCCUCGUUAGAAGUGAAAUAGAUGACAUACUGACAUGGCCAUUUAGUCGCAAAGUAAAAUUGAUGAUCCUAGAUCAAACUGGCGGUGGCUGUCAUCACGUAGAUGAAUGUAUUCCAAACAGCAGAUCGAAAAAUUUCGAAAAACCACAGGAACAUAUGAACAUACCUGUUGGCUUUGAAAGGUUUAUGACCCAUUUGAAGCUUGAGACUCCACAAUAUGUGAAAGAGAACACGUUGUGUCUCAUGGUAGACGCAGAAUACAUGUAAAUUAAUGAAGUAUUAUACUAGGAACUUACAGUUUGCCCCAUAUUAAUAUUUUUUGUGUAUAGGGAUAUAUAAUUAAAUAGUUUGUAUAAUUUCAUACGCAAAUCGUCUUUACAACAAAUGUUCAUUCGUUCGUUUUUUAAUUUGUUCACAUUUUAUAAGUUAUUGCGGCAACUUAGGUCAUGUAAGUGCUAUGUCUACGAUGAUGGAGUUACUCAUGGUCACUAUUGGGGUAUGAAAACACAAGAAAUCCAAUUCAGUCUCCAGGCUAACCAACCCUUAUCGCCAACCACCUACAGUAAAUUUGAAAGUCAAGCAGGAAGCAGUGAGUACCGCUUUAGAUAUAUACGUUAUUAUUUUGUUGAUGGUAUAGAUCCGAUGAUAGCCUUGCUUUGGCGAACGCUCAAUUUGAUUUUUUGAGGUUCAACGUCCCAUCAACAGCGAAUGUCAUUAUUAAGGUCGAGGUUAUACGUCUUGCUUACGAUAAUUCCGAUGUAGGGAUCCGUGGGCUUCAUAAGGUUAAGGCUCAUGAGGUUCCAGUUCUGGCUACAUUUUGGGCUCUCCUUAAUUAAUCAUUGCUUUGAGGUUCGUAAUACAUUGUACGCUGCAUGUAAUAAUUAUUUCUUCAAGGAAACAUUUUACAAAAUUAUAAUAACAACAUCAUUUAGCUUCUAAUAACCGUUACUUUAUAAUCCACUUCACAACGCAUGUGUUCAAUUAUAGACUGUAGUUCUCUGACACGUUAGACUAUUUUAAGACAAUUGAUUUCUAGUAAUUAUUUCAAAAGUGAUAAGUUAUGAUAGCUUUUUAAUACUGAUGUUCCACACUUGGCUAAACUUUACCUAUUUAAGAGAGUUAUACGUUAUCCAUUUAAUUAAAACAUUAUGUUUCUUACUUUCGGAAUAUCGAUGAGCAUACAUUUCUAGUUAACUGCUUUCUUGUAUUCAAAAUGUAUUCGAUACAAAAACUUGUAUGCAGAUAUAUCAAGAUAUAAUUGGUUUAUUAUCAACUCGGUUACCUCCGAAAAAUAUGCAAAUGAACACCAGAGUGAGUGAGAUACGAUACAGGUCACAAUGGGAGGUAACACACAUUGUCUUGUUUAGGUAUGCGCAACAAGUUUAAACUAUUUUCUUUGUAUUUUGCUGGUAAACACAAUAAUGUCAUCAAUAACCACAUAGUAGAUAAAUGGCUAAGCGAGUUUUUGUUCUCGAGACAAUGCAAAAGUAAAUAUAUAAAUCAAGUACAAAUAGAGAAAAAAAA